AUGACGUCAUUAAUUGAUCCGAGCAGUUUGCAGUUUGAAGCAUCAGGAUCUGCAGCUCCUUGUAGACAAAGGGUGUACAGUGAGAGCCCGUCUCUUUUUCUUUCUGCUGAGAGGAGGAGACAUUGGACAUUAUUUGGCACCAGCAGGAGCCCAUUGGUCCGUUUUGAAGUAAUCUUAUCUGAGAAGAUGGGACUUUUGGCUAAAGAUAUUCCAUUCCACUCCAACAUACCCAGACCAGUGGAUACAACCGUCGCUGUGGUCUACUCCAUUUUUGGAGUAUGUUCACUGUUUGGCAACAGCACUUUGCUGUAUGUCUCCUACAAGAAAAAGCACCUCCUGAAGCCUGCAGAGUACUUCAUCAUCAACCUCGCUGUUAGUGACCUGGGCCUCACUUUGUCUCUCUACCCCUUGGCGAUCACUUCCAGCUUCUACCACAGGUACUGA
Austrofundulus limnaeus is the source of this 444-nucleotide messenger RNA. Its product is annotated as opsin-5-like. The coding region runs from base 1 to 444 and encodes 147 amino acids. NCBI's taxonomy places the organism in Eukaryota, Metazoa, Chordata, Actinopteri, Cyprinodontiformes, Rivulidae. Gene Ontology annotation, molecular function: G protein-coupled receptor activity. Gene Ontology annotation, cellular component: membrane. The transcript has 3 exons. Gene Ontology annotation, biological process: G protein-coupled receptor signaling pathway. The record is from RefSeq and is a predicted model, not a curated record.